Molecule: messenger RNA, 1106 nt
Organism: Cheilinus undulatus (humphead wrasse)
Lineage: Eukaryota; Metazoa; Chordata; Actinopteri; Labriformes; Labridae
Product: lens epithelial protein
Exons: 1
Coding region: 395-589 (64 amino acids)
Biological process (GO): multicellular organism development
Source: RefSeq, a predicted model, not a curated record
AUCCCCUGUCAUGUACUGUCCUAAACAAAGAGUGGGAUGUAACAGAGGGGGUGUACUGGAGCUACUGGAACUCUCUUGUUUGUGAAGAGAUGAACCUGUGACAGUAGGGGGCUGAUUCAGGGAUUAUUAGAGCCUGUAGGGGGGGAUUGUACUGUACAACAGAGGGAAACACCGCACCACAAAGGUAAACAAGGCCCUUAAUCAAUCAGCACGUUUGAAAGCAGCGGAACAGUCGAGAAAAAGCAGGAUGUUAGAGAGGUUAUAAGUAGAGGAUCUAACUGUGCCAGAACUCAGCUUUUUCACAGGCCCAGUCAGACCUCACCUCCUGCUUCUCCUCGGUGACUGCUCUUGUUUUCUGCCCCAGUCUGAUCGUUUGAUUUUCUUCUCUGGAGCCAUGCAUCCCCAGCGUCCUCUUCCCCAGGCCAUGCCCUCUUCCUCUCUGGGACAGCACCUGCGGGACAUGGCCAUGGGUCUGGGACGAGGAAAGAACUUCCUGGGGGGAAACUUUGCCUAUGGUUUCAUCCAGUCGGUUAAGGAGUGCCUCUAUUUCCUCCUGUGCUGCUGGUGCAUUAAGGAGAUCCUGGAUUGACUGACUUAGAGAGACUAGAUCAAGUGGUCAAGCAUCGAUUUCUUUCCCUUUUUUCCUCCAUUUACUUCUUGAGUUUUAUUUUAGCCAGCUUUGAUUUCAUCAGGAACUGAGUGUUUGAUCAGCACUGCUGCCAAAGCUCUAGGAGGUAUGUCUUUUAUCAUAUGACAGCAAAUUACCAGUUGAGCACAGAAAGUUUAAUACCAUUUAUAGAAUGAAAUUCAUGGAGUUAACUGGGUUAUUGAUGUCAGAAUAGGCUUGUUAAUUAUUUUCAUGUUUUAGUGUUUUGAAAUAUGCUUUUUGUUUCUGUUUUUCAGUGUUUAAAGGAUUCUCCUCUUGGGUUCCUGUCAAAAAACAUAAACACACGGACACAUAUUCAGAUGUGACUUAUUCUGAUUGUAAGAAUGGAUCUGUGUUUCCUGUAUUCAUCCUCGGAUUACAAGGAAUGGAACCCCUGAUGAACAUUGUACAAAAACUGGUCUGCAAUAAAUAAAGGACGAAAUGUAUAGAAAAAAAAUAA